Molecule: messenger RNA, 905 nt
Organism: Polyodon spathula (Mississippi paddlefish)
Lineage: Eukaryota; Metazoa; Chordata; Actinopteri; Acipenseriformes; Polyodontidae
Product: claudin-23-like
Exons: 1
Coding region: 108-905 (265 amino acids)
Biological process (GO): cell adhesion; bicellular tight junction assembly
Cellular component (GO): plasma membrane; bicellular tight junction
Molecular function (GO): structural molecule activity
Source: RefSeq, a predicted model, not a curated record
UUAUUUUACCAGUUUGACCAGAAGACGUUGAUGCAUAGCUCAGACAAAUAGUUAAACUUGUGCAAAUUCAUUUAAAUCUGAAAAGCACGGCGCGAUUGCAUACCACCAUGCGUACGCCAGCAGUCAUGAUUAUCGGGAUCGUUCUGGCCUCCUGCGGGUUGGUAUUGGAUCUCGUCUCUACUGUAGCCCCGAAGUGGAGGGAGGUGAGGAACAUUCUGGGUGCAGCACAAGAUGAGGUGCUACAACAGGGAAUCUGGGAUAUCUGUCAAGCGUUUGAUGCUUCCCGUACUCUCAGAUGUGGCCAAACAGAUGAAAACUACUUUAAGGAACAAGUCGUUACCUCAGCCAAGGGUCUAAUGAUUGCCUCUUUAAUCGUAACCAUGGCAGGGAUUGUGGUAGCGUCCCUAGGGAUCAGGUGUUGGGAAGAAACGCCGAACCUGUUGGUGGCUGGAUUGGGAGGGAUCUUGAUCAUCAUUUCAGGUAUCUUGUGUAUUAUUCCAGUCGCUUGGUACACAAGCCUUCUGAACUCAAUAAAAGCGUCGGGCUCUGAUAUUCGUGUGGGGUACUGCAUAGUCCUGGGAUAUAUCGGCAGCUGUUUCAUGUUCGUCGGUGGCGGAGCCUUGACUGUCUGUUUGUUCCAGCUGUGUCUCCGUAAAAAAGAGAUGCCACCUAACAGCUACUUAAACAAACAUUAUAAUUACCCAACUUCACCCAGGUCCUUCAUAAAUACCGUUGAUGUGCAUGAUUUUAUCAGGCACCAGCAGCCUGCUCACUUCCCAUCAGCUAGUGCGCCCAGAAUAUCGACCGAUGUUUGCGAUUUUACUGGGCGACACGCACAGGUUGCAACCCAACAAACAAUUGCUACCGACUUCAGCACAAAUCAACUAUUUUAUGCAGAUUUCUAA